Molecule: messenger RNA, 5217 nt
Organism: Ostrea edulis (European flat oyster)
Lineage: Eukaryota; Metazoa; Mollusca; Bivalvia; Ostreida; Ostreidae
Exons: 31
Coding region: 117-4676 (1519 amino acids)
Biological process (GO): cell migration; cell-cell adhesion
Cellular component (GO): adherens junction; catenin complex
Molecular function (GO): actin filament binding; beta-catenin binding
Source: RefSeq, a predicted model, not a curated record
GGAGCAUUUAUCCUUAGCAAGUGUAAUCAAUAUAUUUGAAAAUGGCCACGACUUUUCAGAGUUUUUAAAAAUCUUUUAGACUUUUAUUAAGCUUUUAAAAUAUCUGGAAAAGGAAAAUGGAAGUCACUAACGGCCUUCUGUCAAAUCUAGUACAGACAAAAUCAAUUGAGAGGGUUUUGGCGCCAAUCGCAUCUCAGGUUUCCUUGUUGAUUAUUUUGGAUGAGUCAGAAAAUGGUGUUGGAAAACCAGAUCAUAUGGUUCCCUGUGCUCAGGCAGUUAUGAAAGCAACAGAAAAGCUAAUUAGAAUUGGAAAAGAAAGAGCUAACAACUCACCAGACCAGGAUUACCAGAGACAAAUGACGAGUGCUUGUGAAAUUCUUGAUUUAGCCAGCAGUGGUUUAUACAUAGCUUCACAGAGACUUGAUGUUGAUUCCUCGAGAGAAAUUCGCACCAAGGUCAUCAAUGCUGCCAAAGAUGUUUUGCAAGGCACAAUGAAGGUGUUGUUAGUGUCUGAUGAUGCAGAAGUCAGAAAAGUGGUCAGUGCUGGUCGCUUGGUAACAGAGUGCCUCACCAGACUAAGUGCAGUUCGCAGCAUGUCAGAUUUACUAUCUAAUUUCAAGAGUUUCACAGAUGGGACAACACUACUUUGCACCUUGGCCGAAAAACGUCAAAUGGAGUUGUGCCAGAAUCGGCAAAGAGAGAAAAUAAUCACAGCUCUCAGUCUGUUAAAGAAGUCCAUUCCCUCCAUGAGCGUGGCUCUCCAGGGUUACAUCAAGUACCCCAAAAAUCAACAAGCACAGAUGAGCAAGUCGUUUGUGAUCGGUCAGACUCAGUCCGCCGUCUCGGACAUCAUUGAGGGCGUGGAGAACAGAUUCACGGAUGAUGAUUAUCUGGAUGUGGAGGAACCAGGCUACUUUGUCACGAAAAUAGACCAGGUUUUAGAGUCCCUUUCUGUGGAGAAACGCUUUGAUCUAGAUGAAGAUAUGGAGACCUGGACUGAGAACUUGGUCAGACAUAGCAUGCUAGUAGCCCAUCUUUGUUUAGACCAUUACAGGACCAUCAUUGUUAAAACCUGCCAAAGGGUGUUGCAGUUGAAAAGCAGAGUUCUACAGCUGCACAAUUCAAUGACUGGUAACCCAGAACUCCCAGCGAUUAGGGAGGACUAUGAGGAAUGUUGUGAGAAUUACAUUGAUGAAUUUUGUGAACUGGAGAAAGAUGUGAACCUGGCAUUACUGAACCUGGUGGUAGAUAUUUUCAAAGAAACCACAGAACCAUUGGAGAGACUAGUGAAGACAGCCAUGUGCUCUACACAGGAAAAAGGAUAUGAGCAGCACAUGAAGGAAUUAGUUGCUGAAUUUCAAACACAUGCAGACAAGAUGGGACAGAUUGCUAGUUUUGCUGCUGCCAGCUCUACAGAUUCACAACGUGUUAGAACAAUUCGAAGAUGUGUUUGUCACCUUGAGAGGCUUGACCCAGAUAUUGUUCCUGCUGUGGUUGCCAUGGCAAAGAAUUCUCAAGACAAGAUGGCUGUACAACAUGUCAAGCUACUGAUGAAAGAGUGGACAUUUGAAUUGACAUCUCUUAUGCAGGUUUUAGAUGAAAUGACUGACCCUAGAAUAUUUAUGCAAGUUUCUGAGUCUAGAAUUAAGGAGGAUAUCUCUGUCUGCCGUGGCUUCCUGAAUGAGGGAGAUGACCUUGGUCUGGGGUCGGCUGUGAAGUCUCUGAUUGGCAGAGCCAGGAGAGUGUGUCAGAUGUCGGAGAGGAUCAUCAGCAGUCAUAAAGAUCCAUUGUACAGGAAUGGAUUACUGGUGUUUGUCAAACAACUUCAGAAAGCUGUGACUGGGUUAAGAGCUGCAUACAGUAAUUUUGCAACAGACACAGAAAACAAGGCCUUCUUGGAAACCUUUCAGAAGCGCAUUGAACAGGUUCUUGACCGUGUAAAACAGGUUACAGCCGGUUUGUCUGAGGACAGUCAUCCGGAUAUACUCAGUCCCCAGAGAAAAAAUCUCAGGCAGACAGCUAUGUCAAAUUUAAGUAUUUACAAAAAGCCUUCCAAAUCAAGUCUACAGUCAUCUAGAGCAAGUUUACAGGAACAGGCAACUGGAGCAAAGAAAGAAGAACAGCCAUCCGGAACAAGUCUACAUAACAGGUCAUCCAAAACUAGUCUACAUGAGAGGUCAUCCGGAAAUAGUCUAGGCUUGGGGUCCUUCCACUUGUCUUCCACUAACUACACGGAUGUCUUCCAAGAGAACUCGGUGGAGAAACCAUUCCAGAAAUCCACAUCUUCCGUUCAACAAUCUAGUCCAACUAAAUUUACCUCAGAUUAUAGACACAGCGACAUAUUGCAGGCUUCUCAAGUACAUGGUCUAAACUGUGUGGCCAAAAGAGUGUCAGAAAGUCUAAUGGCAGCUAUCCAGAAACUAGACAAGCAGAGAGUAAAUAUUUUGUGUGGAGAAUUGCUGGCCUGGACAAACCACAUUGUUGAUAUGUCCAAAUACAUAGUUCCAUACUGCAUAGGUACCAAACAGAAAAACAUUAAGAGCCUGUGUCAUGAAACGGACAGCCUGACCUCUGAAAUCAUUGAUCGGACAAAGCUGGCUAUUGCAGGAGACAAUGAAGAACUAAAGGAGUUGUCUGCUUAUUCUCUACAGUGGAAAUCAAAGGUGGAGAAACUGAGAGUCUGUGUGGAUGCCACCAUGGAUGCAUACAAGGUCGUUCCUGAUGCUCUGAUGGAGGCCCUCGAUAAGCAAAACAAGGUGCUGGUGAAAGAAGAGAUAGAGUGCCUAAAAACUCACCACAUGUGUGUCAGUGACAUUGUGUCAAUGACAGAGGGGCUGACGCUGACUGACCAGGCUCCAUUGACGCGCUGUCAGGAACUGUCCGAAGAACUAGAAAAUAUCACUGUCACAAUCACCACAAUAGCAGAAAUGAAUUCAAAAUCAAUGACAGAUGAAGACAUAAACCAGCUGGACCAGUUAGGAAGGGAAUGGGCUGUCAUGAUGUACUGUGUGCUUUCUGAUCUGGACAGCAUAGUGGAGGAAGGUACCAGGCUGGGACUUGAAAGAAGGGUGUGGUUAACACAGGAUAUGACAUCAUCAAAUCAGGAUGACAUCAUAGCAUAUGUAGAAUGUGAAAACAAAAGAUUGCAAGAUGUUCUUCAUGGUGCAUGUAUUGGAAAUGAGUCAAAAGCAAAAGAGGCUCAAGACCUUUAUCAGUCCAUGAGUGAACUUCUUGACAAUUUGAAGUCUGAGCAGACUCAACGAGUAACAAGUUCACAACGAGCCUUCAUGGUGUCUAAAUCGUAUGUCCCUCUCAGAGUCAGAAUGGCUGCCGUACGCUGGAUUGUUAAGAGUGUUUGUUGUGUAGACUUGAUACAGGAUCAGAUCUCUGUGUACUGUAAACCAGUCCUCUCCCUUACUGACCUAGGGGUCAAGGCUAGGACCAUGUCAGACGGAAAGCAGAGAAUGACUGACAUUUCUGAACUACACCUGGAGGUCAGCAGAUUCAGUGAUAAAUUGGUCAAGCUGAGAAAGAGAGUACAAAGCAACAUUCAGUUGUCAACCCAUCUGGAGAAACGGGCAGCUGUCCGAAGGUGUCUUGACCAGGUCACUGAGUCCUCCCCCAGACUAGUACAGUCCAUUAAGGCCAUGCUAGAUGAGAAGAGUACAAUCACAGCGGCAAUGGAGGAAAUAGACAGACAGAGGUUGGUGUGGGCCUCACAGAUCCGACAAUUGAUGGUCUACCUCAGACAGAUGACAGACAUCAAACCCACACUGGUGUCCGAACUUCACCAUAUGAUGGGUAUAGUGGAUGUGCCGGAGGCAAUGUCAGCUGGAAAAGGGACAGAGACUCUAGCAGGAAAUUACCGUCCAUCAGGAACUCUGAAUGAGGCCAGAACACAAAUUAAGCCAGCAAAAACUAAUUUCCAUUCAGUUCAUGAGGAACUUCUACAAGUUACAAAGGAAAGGGAUUUGGAAGCUAAUAUUGGAACUUUCAAUAGAGGUAGAAGAAAAGGCAAUGACUCUCCAUAUACAGCCUCUGCGUCAAUUCUGGAAGCUGCUAAAUAUCUUCAGAAAGAGGCUGAUAAAUGGGAAGAUGAAAAUAAUCCAGUUGUUCAGGUCGCUAAGGAGAUGUCAUUGCAGAUGCUACAGAUGGCGGAGUAUUGUAAGGGCGAUGGUCCGAUAGGUAAUCAUCAGGACGUUGUGAAGGUGGCUUUGGCUCUAGCUGAUAAUGGCAAGAAAAUGAAGCAAUUUGCAGAUGUACUGGCUACUCACUGUGUUGAUCAGAGGUGUGGUAAGGAUUUACAGUACUAUGCAGAUCAGAUUCCCUCCCUUAGCAAACAGCUGACCAUUCUAGCCAAUGUCCAGAUGGGCUCACAGGAUAACAGCAGGCUGACCUCUGAUCAGGGAGACAGAAUCUUGGUGCAGAAUGCUCAUAAUCUGAUGACAGCUGUGAUGCAUGCAAUGACUGCUGCAGAAUCGGUGUGUGUAAAGGGUUUAACAACACCUGAACAUGGCGGGAAUGACGAAGUAUGUGCCAUAAUUCUUGCAACUCAUUGGCAGCGACGUCUGCAACACUAUCGGAAAAUGGAGGCUAAAGAGGCCGUGAUUGACGACUUGGGAUUAAGGAGAAUAGAGGAAUAUUGUCCGCCAAAACUAACACAGAUAUUUGAGUAAGAGAAACGUAAGAUAGUACAAAUCGUGACAAAUGUUUAAAACAAAUGAUGUAACAGCCAUUGGAAAAAAAAUGUUAGAUUGAAAAUAGUAAAUGUAGAUUGAAAAUAGUAAAUGUAGAGUAAAUAAUGAACAGUUCAAAAUUUUACAACAUAGGAAUGCAUGGAUGAUAUGUUAAGAUGAAUAUUGAGCCACUUUUAUUUUUUAUAAUGAAAUUUGAUAACCAUACUUAUGUGAAAAAUACUUUUAACCACAUACAAUAUAAGGUUUUUCUAUGGUAUUGAUAUAUUACAUACUAGAGUUGUUCUGUGUACAUUGUUUUUUAUUUAUUUUAUCGUAACUCUUUGAUAGCAAUACUUAUGUUGUAAGACCUCAUAUAUAACAAAUACUAUACAUGUUUAUUAGUCUUUAGAGUGCAAUAAAACAUUUUUAUGAUACUUUUAAAUCUAUUUUACUUAUGUUUUUGUACUAAUAAAUUUUUAUAUUUCACUGCAUUUUAAGAACAUGUGAUUUAUAUAUCAGAAAUAAAAUGAAAGAAACUAUG